Molecule: messenger RNA, 1578 nt
Organism: Ichthyophthirius multifiliis
Lineage: Eukaryota; Ciliophora; Oligohymenophorea; Hymenostomatida
Exons: 4
Source: RefSeq, a predicted model, not a curated record
AUGCCUGAAGGAAACAUGUUACUUAAAAACUAUAUAGAAAUAGAAGUGACGAAAUCUCCUGUUGUAGCAGUAUACCCAUUAAAGUAUAUGAGAGAUUACGAAAGUAUGCCAUAAGAAAAGGUAAUAUCAAAAAGUGUAUUUACAUGCUAAGAUGGAUUUAAUGAGGAUUCACCAACAUGUGGUUUCUAAAGAGAUGAAAAAGGCGAAAAAAUAUUCGAUUCACAAGGUUUUUGCUGUAAAUGUGGAGCAGCUGACUUUUUUGGUUUGGGAAAAGAAGUAAUGAGAGGAGUAGAUUGCCUUCCAUUUAAUUUAAAUUCAGGUUCUGCUAGCGCUCAUUGUUUACGUUUUCCAGGUAGAUGGUAUUCUGGCUAUGAAAUUUUAUAAUAUUAUAUAUAUUAUGAAAUAAAAGUUGAAGUAUACGAACUAGAAGGUAAUAAUAAUAAAAAGAGGAAGCUUAAAUACAAGCUAACAACAAGUACUACUGAUAGAAUCAAAAAAUCUCCAGACAAUAAGUUUCUAGUAAAAAUAAUCGGUGAUUUUUUCCCUACAUAACCUCCUCCAGUAUAUAAUAAUGUAUAUUUAGUACGCCCAACCCCAAACAGGCCUUAAGCUAAUAAUGAAUUAAGAGUAAGAGUAUUAGAAGGAAUCUCAAAUUGGAUGCUAAUAGAAAAGAAUCAAUUUACACUAGAUGGAACUGAAUGUAACAAAAUAGGAGUCUCUUAUGCUGCAUUUAGGAGAGAAAAUGGAUCUUGUAGUAAAUAAAUAGGCUCUUGUUUAAAAAAUCAAAUAGAACAUUUCUACCUUAGAGAUAUUGAAAGAAUAAAAAAAGGGUAGCCUACUUAGAAUUUACUUUUACCCAAAGGAGACUUUUAAGAAAGUUGGGAUAAAUAAAAUAAUACAUAAAUGAUUCUUUUUAUAGAAGGAAGUAUGUCUACAUUAAUUACAAUAGAAAUGGAUUCCGCGGAAAUUUAAUUCUUAACAAUGUUAGGUUAAGGAAAAUUUAUUCUUGUAAAAAUUAAUAAUUUUGAAAGUCAUUCGGGAAGUGGAAAGUUUGAAGCUCAUAUUUUGAAUAAAUCAAGUUUCGCAGCAGAAUUUAAUUUGGGAUUUUCUUGCGAUUAAAAUGUAUUGCCCAUUUCUGGAUAAAAACUUUUUCUUAAUCAAGAUUAAUUAUUUAUUUUCAAAUCUAGUGUUAAUGUAGUUAGUGAUUUAGGAAAAACAAAUAAUCUUUGUAAUGUUACGCUUUCUGAUGCAGUUAAUAAUGUUUUAGAUUUUGCCUAAAUUACGUUCAAUACAACUGAUGUUGUUAGAAUUAGUCCUCAAGGUAAUGGAACUUAUUAUAAUGAAAAUAAUAGUACUUUGAAAAAACCUUUAAUAGAGGUUACUUGUAACUAAAAAUGUCCUGACUUUUGGGAUAUUUUUUGUCAUUUUAGUACUAAGUGUUUAAAUAAUGGUUUUAAAACAUUAGGAACUGGCUUAGGAAUUUUAGUUAUCUUUUUAGAAUUAUUCGAUGUUGUUGCUCUUUUUGUUGUUCUUCAUAACCUUCAGAGGAAGAAGAAGAAUAAUAAUAAAAAAAAAUGA